Molecule: messenger RNA, 3977 nt
Organism: Platichthys flesus (European flounder)
Lineage: Eukaryota; Metazoa; Chordata; Actinopteri; Pleuronectiformes; Pleuronectidae
Product: clathrin coat assembly protein AP180-like
Exons: 23
Coding region: 689-2512 (607 amino acids)
Biological process (GO): clathrin-dependent endocytosis; synaptic vesicle budding from presynaptic endocytic zone membrane; clathrin coat assembly
Cellular component (GO): clathrin-coated pit; clathrin-coated vesicle; synaptic vesicle
Molecular function (GO): clathrin heavy chain binding; 1-phosphatidylinositol binding; SNARE binding
Source: RefSeq, a predicted model, not a curated record
ACAGGAGGGGGAAGGAGUGAUAGGAAAUUCCCAUCUGCCUUUUUUUUCUCUUCCUCUUCCCGAGUAUCUUGCGCGGCAGCACCACUGGGGGAGCGGUGCGCAAUUUUUCUCCGUGUGUGAAGCAGCAUUUCUGAGCCGGAACGUACAGAUCAGUGAGGAGAAUAGAGCAGAAGAUAGGAAACACCGCAAUCUGACCACAGAAGGAACCAUUGCGUUUUUUUUCCCUGUCUUUAUUUGAAUGCACUCCUGCAGGAGGAGGGGAAGCAGCCAAACCUGAUGCGCCCUCCUAACUGGAUCUUUGCGCGGCCUUGCAUUAGACGAUUUUUCUAAAUAUAUAUAGAAACGACCAGAAGAGGUUCAGUAGUGCAGCAUCGUUCAUUGGUCCAUUUGAGAAAUUAUUGCUGCGGGCUGAGGGAGCAGCUUCCACCGCCACUUGACUCUUACAUAACCGGGUGGCUCGAGCUGUCCAAGGUGCUGAACCGAGCGGUCCGGACCUGGGGACGGGACAAGCCGUGGGGGUAUACACAACCUUGCAAGGUCACAGGCCUACAUCGGGGAGGAAACGCACGGGAUCGGCUCGACCUAACCGCACCACCUGGGUUUUAUUCACAUUCAUCUUUCUUCAUUGUAUCGUCCUCUGCUUCGAGACGCGUUUUCCUGAGCGGGUCCAUUCAGCGGGAGAGAGAAAAUGUCGGGGCAAACGCUCACGGAUCGCAUCGCCGCUGCGCAGUACCAGCUAACGGGAUCAGACAUGGCCCGAGCUGUCUGCAAAGCCACCACUCAUGAAGUGAUGGCGCCCAAGAAAAAGCACCUGGACUACCUGGUGUCGGCCACCAACACCACCAACGUGAACAUCCCUCAGAUGGCUGACACGCUGUUUGAGCGGGCCACCAAUGCCAGCUGGGUGGUCGUGUUCAAGGCGCUCGUCACCAGCCAUCACAUGUGUGUCCACGGCAAUGAGAGAUUCAUUCAGUACUUGGCUUCCAGGACCUCCCUGUUCAACCUCAGCAACUUUAUCGACAAAACCGGCUCUCACGGCUAUGACAUGUCUACAUUCAUCAGACGGUAUGGACGAUACCUGAAUGAGAAAGCUUUUGCCUACCGCCAGAUGGCUUUUGACUUCACCAGAGUCAAGAAGGGUGCUGAGGGCGUGAUGAGGACCAUGACCACUGAGAAGCUGUUGAAAGGCAUGCCUGUUCUUCAGACUGAGAUUGACACACUCAUGGAGUUUGAUAUUCAUCCCAAGGAGCUGAACAAUGGGAUCAUCAAUGCUGCAUUUUUGCUUCUCUUCAAGGACCUGGUCAAACUGUUUGCUUCCUACAAUGAUGGCAUCAUCAACCUAUUAGAGAAAUACUUCAAAAUGAAGAAGAACGAAUGUAAGGAGGCCUUGGAGAUCUAUAAGAGGUUCCUGACCAGGGUGACGAAGAUUGGGGAAUUCAUGAAGCUGGCCGAGACAGUUGGAGUCGACAAAAAUGACAUUCCUGACAUUAACUACGCUCCCAGCAGUAUCCUGGAGUCUCUGGAAACACACAUGAAUGGUCUGGAGGACGUAAAGAGUGGAAAGAAGGGGUCUCCAACCAAGGGAUCGCCGACAAACAACGUGUCUCCAACAUCGACUCCAUCCAAAUCUUUAAACGCUGUUCCCACACUGCAGCCUCCACCCGGGGAGAGCGCUGGUGCCGCUGCUUCAGCCGCUCCCGAACCAGUGGAAGAUUCCUUGCUGGACCUGGAUCCUCUGUCCUCCUCAGGUCCCUCUGGACCAUCAGCUGCCCCUACAUCUUGGGGAGAUCUUCUUGGAUCAGAAAUGGGGGAUUCCUUGCUAUCUGAACCCACCCUCACAGCAGAGCCCACCCCCUCCUCUGCAGCAGCAACGCCCACCCCUGCAGCAGCAGAACCCGGAGUCUCUCUAGCUCCUCCCACUAGCACAGCAGCUGCCACCUCCUCUGGUGCCGCCAAUAUGGAUCUGUUGGGAGACGCCUUUUCCACACCUGCUCCUGCCACUGAGACCUCUGCAGCAGCAGCCGAAGGUGGGGCUGCAGCUACGUCUGCCCCAGCCAGCAACGCCGGAGCUGAGUCCACAGGAGGAGACGCCUCAGCUGCUGCUGCUCCCGCUGCCCCCGGUGCUGAGCUCAUGUCAGUAUUUGACGGCCUAGGGGAUGUAAUGAAGCCCACUGUGACCCCUCAAGCAGGCGAUGUUGACACCUCUAUGGCUAACAUGGCGAGUAAUCUCUCAAUGGGAUCCGCAGCGGCCCCUCAGGUAGCUCCCCCCAGUUGGGGUGCUCCCAUGACUAUACCCAUGGGUGUCCCUACUUUUAUGGGGACUCACCCCUGCUACAGCAUGUCCGGAGCACCGGGUGGCGGAGCUCCCAUGAUGCCCAUGGCGAGGCCAAGUUUCCCAGCCACCGGAGCGACACCCGGAGCACCGAUGUCUCCUGGAGCAGGCCAGAGCCCCAGAAAGCCUCCACCUCCGAGGAACGCUCUGGAUGACCUCAAUAUUAAAGACUUCAUGUAGACGGACUGACCCGAAACCCCCCAAGGUUUAUUGUAUCUGGAGCUCCGUGGAUGUGGUCGUCUGCACUUCCCCACUGCCUCCCCCUCCAUCACGCCCCGGCCCCUUCAGCCAACCAGCCAUCACAUCAAGAACCUUUGCCCACUGAACUCCCACCAGCCGCGACGCCCCCUGAAAAAAAACAAAAACCCUCCCCUCCUUAUCUAAUGUUGUAGCACAACUGUGAAUGUGAACCCUAGAUACAGAAAUCAAAAUUCAGUUUAUGUGUGUGUGGGUGUGCGUGUUAUUCAGUGUUAACCUUUACCUAAUAUACCACUGGAAAAAAACGAACAAAAAAACUAAUAGAUGUGUAUUUAGAUUUUUUCCGGAUAUCUGCAUAUCAGCUGACUUGGAAUGGUGGAUAUAUGUUGGUUUCUUUGCGCAUCUCCCAGAAGAGGACUGUGUUGUUAAAUGUGGACUGUGUUCAGUGUGUGUAACUUCACUGGCCAACCCCCCCCCCCCACCACUCCUUAACCCAUGUCAUCCAAACUAAUACUGAGCUAUGUUGAUGUCAUUGAAGACUUGGUUGUUCCUGCUCGGCCAUCCAUCCUCCCACCUGUUAUUAAUCCAAAAUGUACCUGGACACAACUUGCAAUCUAAUUCCGGACUUCUCGUUGAACACAUCUGGUUUCGUUUUGACUUUAUCGUUUUGUAGGGAUCGCACGAACACGCAAAGGUUUGUCAAAUGUGUUCAAAUCGACAUGUUUUAAAUGAUAGAUUAUACAUAUUUUCUUUAUUUUGAGAAGAUACAAAAGCGUAUCAUAUAUUUUUAGUUAUGUCAAAUUAUAUGUUUGAGAAAAAAAGGCAAGUAAACUCAAUAAACCUUCCCUCCUUCUUUGUACAUAUCUCUAAAUCUGUAGUCAGAGUCAGUAUUGAAUGGAAACUUUGAGUGUUUACUGUUCCGCCCUCUGCUGGUGUGGAGUGAUUUUGCAUUGUAGCGUGCAGCACUGGUCAAUCUGGGAUGCAUCCUGCAAAGUGCUCUCUAAGAGCUAAUUUCCUCUUCCCAGUCUCCUUAUGAAACGAUGAACAAGAGACAAGGAAGCAUCUGAUUGGAACGUGGCCUCAGUCCUCCGCGGUGCAUCUGUUCAUACAAUGUCACUGGAAGUCUUGGGUACUCAAGUAUACGCUGGCUGUUCUGUGUGUUGUUUCUUUCCAAAAGUGACUGUAUCUUAAUCCAUUGUGGCAUUAACGACGUGUUGAAAGAAAAAUAAAGAUGAAUAUGACACAUGAAAUCAAAAAGAAAGUGGGUAAAUAAUGUUUGAGGAGUAUUCAUAUGAAGGCUGUGAUGUUUUUUUUGUGUUUUUUUUUAAAGUUUUAUUUUAUUUUGGAUUAUUAUGGAUGGUAUCGCCCUCUCUCCCUCCCUCGCCCCCACCUGCAUGUGAGUCCAAAUGAGAUGCAAUAAAAGAGAAAUACACUGAUCCAAACCAUC